AUGGCUACGAUUACGCUAAUUACCACCGCCAACAUUCCAAACAAUCUCAUCUCGGAACUGUCCGACGUUGGCAAAGCGUUGUUUCCUGAACAGAGUUCUCGCCUUCAGGUCAUUUGUACCGAAUCAGCCCAUAUAAUGUUCAACGACGAUUCGGUCAAACCCUCGUUCCUUCUUUACGUGAACGCUAUUAACUUGAACGCCACUCGUCAGUCUGAAAAACUUAACAUCGUCAAACAGUUUACGGAAUGUCUGACUAAUUACUCGGGAUUCGACCAAGACAGAGGUUAUGUUCUGUUGAGAGACCCAGGGACGACUAAUUGGGGAUUUUCGGGAGAUCUGAUCAUUGUCGAACCGGAUAAAAAGUGA
Molecule: messenger RNA, 366 nt
Organism: Paraglomus occultum
Lineage: Eukaryota; Fungi; Glomeromycota; Glomeromycetes; Paraglomerales; Paraglomeraceae
Source: the annotation of a GenBank genome assembly